CCUUCCCGGUGCUUGACGCUCCGGAGCCCUAGUUGUCUGAGAAGAAGGGCUUUUUCAAGGGAUUGUUGAGGAAAAUCACUCUAAUGGGUGUGAGGAAAAGAAUGUGACAAGCGCAGUGAGUGUGUGUAUGUGUGUGUGUGCCCAGUCAGUGCACCUGUCCCUCUCCGUCUCGCGCGCCCAAACUCGGCAGGCAGGCUCGCUCGGAAGGCGGGCGUUUUUAUCCAGUCAGCGGCGCACAACGCGGUCAGCCUGAACAUGACUUCGUCUUACAAUCUGGAUUUUUUGCCCGAGAUGAUGGUGGAGGGACGAUUGCUCAGCGCCGGGGAGAGGAUUAACGGUACAGCUGGGAAGAUGAACGGCGCUCUGGAGCAUUCAGACCAGCCUGAUCCGGACGCCAUUAAGAUGUUCGUGGGUCAGAUUCCUCGCUCCUGGUCCGAGAAAGAGUUAAAGGAGCUGUUUGAGCCGUACGGAGCCGUUUACCAGAUCAACAUACUGCGAGAUCGCAGCCAGAACCCACCACAGAGCAAAGGGUGCUGUUUUGUCACGUUCUACACAAGGAAAGCUGCCCUGGAGGCCCAGAAUGCACUGCACAACAUAAAGACCUUAACUGGGAUGCACCAUCCCAUACAGAUGAAGCCCGCAGACAGUGAGAAAUCAAAUGCGGUGGAGGAUAGAAAGCUGUUCAUCGGGAUGGUGUCGAAGAAAUGCAAUGAGAACGACAUUCGGGUCAUGUUUUCUCCCUUCGGACAGAUCGAGGAGUGCCGCAUCUUACGGGGACCAGAUGGACUCAGCCGAGGAUGUGCGUUUGUCACGUUUUCUACCAGGGCUAUGGCACAGAAUGCAAUCAAAGCCAUGCAUCAGUCUCAAACCAUGGAGGGCUGCUCCUCCCCCAUGGUGGUGAAGUUCGCAGACACGCAGAAGGAUAAGGAACAGCGGCGGCUGCAGCAGCAGUUGGCGCAGCAGAUGCAGCAGUUGAACAGCGCUUCUGCCUGGGGGAGCCUGACCGGCCUGACUGGCCUCACCCCGCAGUAUCUGGCAGUAAGAGGACACACCCACGCAGCCACGCCCACCAGCAGCACAGCCAACGCAGCCGCCGCAUUGCUUCAACAAGCGACCUCCUCCAGUAACCUAGGAGCGUUCAGUGGUAUUCAGCAAAUGGCAGGUAUGAAUGCUCUGCAGUUGCAGAAUCUGGCCACUCUAGCAGCAGCAGCGGCUGCAGCACAGAGCUCGGCCAGCCCGUCCACUGCUAGCGCCCUGACCUCCAGCACAGGGUCCCUGGGAGCCCUGGCCAGCCCAGCAGGUUCCACAGCAAACUCCAGCGCCGCCAUGGGUUCCCUGGGUUCUCUUGGCACACUGCAGGGUCUGGCCGGGGCCACAGUGGGCCUCAAUAACAUUAAUGCACUAGCAGGUAGCGUCAACAGUAUGGCGGCUCUGAAUGGCGGGCUGGGCAGCACAGGUCUGAGUAACGGGUCGGCCGGGCCUAUGGACGCUCUCACACAGGCCUACUCAGGGAUCCAACAGUACGCGGCUGCCGCCCUGCCCACCCUCUACAGCCAGUCCCUACUGCAGCAACAGAGCGCUGCGGGCAGCCAGAAAGAGGGACCUGAAGGAGCCAACCUGUUCAUCUACCACCUGCCACAGGAGUUUGGGGACCAGGACAUCCUACAGAUGUUCAUGCCUUUCGGAAACGUGGUGUCUGCCAAAGUCUUUAUCGACAAACAGACCAAUCUGAGCAAGUGCUUUGGUUUCGUCAGUUAUGACAAUCCAGUGUCCGCGCAGGCCGCCAUUCAGGCGAUGAACGGCUUUCAGAUCGGCAUGAAGCGUCUCAAAGUCCAACUCAAGCGCUCGAAGAACGACAGCAAACCGUACUGAUCUUAGCACUAGGGCCUCUCUCAUGUUACACUGCUAGGAACUCAUCUCCAUGACUCUAUGCUCAUCGUUUGCCUAGCAUGUCUACGUGGCGUACAAAAAAAAAAAACGUCUCAUCGUCCCGUCAUUGUUUCUGAUGUCUUUCUGAGUUCUCCUGCUCAUAAUCUGGUCUCCUUUUAACUGAUCUUUGUACUUUGGUCUUAGCCUGAUCUUUUUUGGAGAAAAAAAAAAUCGCAUGUGACCUCAUUUUGAGCUUUGUUUUAUUCCUGUUUUUCUUUAAUUUUGCUUUGUUUUAACUGGUGAGGGAGGGAGGGAAGGAAGGGAGGAAAGACUAAAGAAAAAAAAUACAAUAAUAAUAAUGUGAAAACGCUGCAUUCACACUCUAGAGACAGAGUAUAUUUACUAACAUAACCAGAGCAUCAUUUUAAGAAAAUAGAAAAAAAAAAAUAAGAAAAAAAAAUUCCUGUGGCAAAACAUUUACGAGUAUUUUCGUUUAUUAUUUUUUCGUUUGUUUUAUUUGUCCGAUUGUUUUGUUUCUCUCUCUCUUUAUGUUGUUUUUUGUUUCAUUCAUUUAACGUAAACUUGAACGUUCAAUACAGGGAUUGGCGUCGGGACUUACUGUCGGCAAACACUCUUAAUUUGAGGCCUGCCGUAAGAAACCGGCGUUGGUUUCUAAACGAAUAGACUACUUCCACGCAGUUUUAAUAAAAAAAAGAAAAAAAAAAGCUGUCUGAUCGAUAUUAGAAUCUCUCAGAGCUUGCUCGUGGUUUUUACAUUUUUCAGGCAGUGUAAAGUUUUUUGAUAAGGCCAUUUUAAGUGGCUUGAUUUCUCAUUAAAGUCUAUAUAAAACCACUUUUUUCUAGAGUAGUAAAGGUAUUAAAAAACAAACACAUACACACACACACACACACACACACAAGAUUGCCCUGUUUGGGGGGAAAUGCUACCUACGUGUCACACCUUUUGCUGAACUGACUUACAGUUAGACAAUCCGUGGUUUAAAUGCACAUGAAAUGACCUAUAUUUUAUACUGUUUAAAUGUAUAGAGGAAAAAAAAACAGAGUUUGUGUAACCCGCGGUCCCGUCGGUGCUUUUCGUGGAUAAAGUCGUGGUUUCAUCAAGUCUAACAGUCUUAUUUGUCUCAUGUUUUUAAAGAGAAGACUAAAAAUCAAUUUACUUGAACAAUAGACAAAGCCUUUCAUAAGUACAAUUACUACUUAUUUUGUUUGUUUUUUUGGGUUUGUUUACUUUUAUUCUCGUUUUUUGUUUAGUUUUUGUUUGUUUGUUUGUUUGUUUUUUUAAAUAGGAGUCCCUCUUUGCUAAAUUUCUUGUUGGGUAAUUAGCUAUAUAAAAAUCCUUAAAAGUUACAGUGUCGGCUUGUGAAGCAUCUAUGUCAUUCUAUUAUUUUAUUUCUAUUGUGGGAAACAAUAUUUAGAUGUGUUAUGUUGUUCAGCAAAAUGUGAUUUUUUUUUCUUAUAAAGAAAAAAAACAAGAUGAGUGGAAUUUAGUGCCAAAUUCUGACGGUACAUCCUGCCUACAGCUUCAGUGUUUUACUUGUGAAAUUAUUUGAUAACAUGGGUAUUUUAUUACGUAAGUGUUUUGUAUGGAACCCUCAUAUUUAAAGAUAUAGAUUUAAAAAAAAAAGGUUGUUAACUUGCUCUUCUGUGGUCUUGUUGCCUGAAAAUGUUCAUGUUUUUUGCUUUUUCUUUCUUUCUUUUCAUUAUUUGUAAAGAUGUAAAAAGUGCCCAUGUGUCAUAAUCGCUCUCACAAGCACACACAUACACACAAACGCACACACAUACAUUCACAGGUAAGCACACAUAUGCACGCAUACACACACCUGUGCUAAAGGUUGACCUCACAACCCUCUUUUCUUUGACGGUGUGUGUAUGUGAGCCCCUGAGAUUGAGUCUCAGCAGUUCUCCUUAUAAACAUAUACAAUUACACCACAGGGGGCCCAAAAUUGACAGAAAUUAACGUGUGAUGGGAGAAAAUAUUGAUGUAUUUCUGUGAAUUGUCAUUUUUGACCAUCGUGACAGCCUCGUCGUUACACAAAUAAUCAUUAUGGUUUAGUUGGAAACGUCUCCGUGUAGUCUCGCUUUUUUUGCUGCCUUUAUCAGGACAAUUUUACGUUCGUAGGACAACCAAAACUCGUCCUGAAGCCAAAGUAGUUCAGUGUGAUCCGCGGUGUGCAAUAGCGCCUGUAGCACUUUGCUGUAAACGUUUACACAUCGUUCAAAUGGCCCAUAAAACAAAAAUAAUAUUGUUUACAUACGUAGUUUACAGGCAGCCCCCGUCAGACCAGUUUACUUCACUCUAUAGCACUAUUUUAUACCCAAGCUCUGCCGUUGCCUUAACACUUUGAUUAGUAUUAAUGGGCUGGAAUUCAUUGCUGCACAUUUCAAAUGUGUGCCAAGGGUGUCUGCAUGUGUGUGAAUACAGGUGUGUGUCUUUGUUGUGAUUGGUUGUUUGUCGUCCAUGUUAUUUCAAAACCUAAGCCAAAACGAAUUCUGCCAAACUAUGUGCCGGUUAAAAACGUAAGGGGCUCAUUCGUGAAACUACAACAAAUUUGCAUAUAUUGUUCGCCAAAUAAAAAGCACAAUCAAUUAUUUUCUGUAAAAUCUUCCUUAAAUGGUUUGCAAAAAGUGGUCUUAAAUUGUAUACCGUUGUUUGAAAUAAAUGUUUGAGCAUGUUUCAUUUCUGAUUUGUAACAUAUCACCAUUCUUUUGAAAAUUGUCAUACGUAAAUUCAUUUGUGAAAAUCUUUGUGUUCAAGUUAAAUUUGAGCAAAAGAAGUUCAAAUGUUCAUAAAUGUGCUCAAAUUUUUUACAUUUUUGACCUCGAACAGAAUGUAUUUCUGUAUAAAUCGUUUGUAAAACCAGUUCUGCGCAAAUUUAUUCUAGAUUCGUAAGUACAUUUCUUACAAAUGUACAAAUAUUUUGUUAAUUAUUGCGUUGAUUUAUUUAGUUAAUUAUCACGUGGACAACCUGUGUCAAUUCAUAUGUAAAUUACCACGCAUAUAAUUAAAGAAUUUAAGUAAAUUGUCUGGAAAUACAAGCAGGACACAUCUACGUUAAAUCAGUCUUGCGUGAACUAUUCUAUAUGCACAAAAAUAAUCGCAAGAAUCUGGAUAUUUUUUGGUCCAAUUUUAUACGCAGUACAAAUUUCUACAUAAAUCAUUACGCGAAUCCUUCAUUUUGUUCCCACACAAAUCGAUUAAGUUAACGUAUUCGUUUUUACUAAUUCAAGUGGAUUGAACAUAAAACAAUAAAGUUUAAAAGCAAAAAACGUAAAAAUUGUGUUUUCAACUGUUCAAUUUUAAAUAAGUAGUUUGAACAAGCAACAAAAGUAAUUUUUUGGAGUGUUGCGUAACAUACAUACAAUCAUUUUAAGUAUAUUUUCCUGCUCAAACAGAACAACUGAUGUAUAAUAAGUUACUAUGACAAUGCUUAUGAAAUCGUCACAUAUAUGCAGAAAGACGUUCUGUAAAUUGCACAUUAACAAACUAUUAUUUCUGUAUAAACGGUUAUUGAAAUUGAACUGUUACAUGUUUCGCAAGACCAUUUUCAGACCGUUUUAUGUAAGAAUGGUUUAAAGAACGGUUUAAUGAGACAUUUGUUCUGAUUGAGUUUCACGAAUGAGUCCCAAAUAAUGGAAAUACAUUUCCCCUUAAUGAGUGCGUUUCGCAUUGGGAGGUUAAAGUCAGUCGGUUUUAGAUAUACUGUUCUUUUUUGCCAAAUUGUAAGACCACUAGCACAAACAUAAAAGCACACUAGCACCGCACAGUAUUAAUACUGACAAAUCCUUUCAUCUACCCAGUAAGGUAGUAUUUCCAUCCCAAAAAGUUGUUCGAAAGAUAGUGAGGAAUUAUAAUCAUGCAAAAAAAAUAAUUUGUCAAAAGCAUCUUCGAUUGACCUCAUAUCCUCAAUAUCACUGCGGUUCAGCUUAUACCUCAGCUCGGGGCUUCUCAAAUAUUGACAUUCUGCUUGGUUCAGCACAUUUAAUCACAAUCAACUUUAGAUAAACAGGGUAAAGCUUUCACAAUUUGACAUACACACAUAUUCGUUGGAUGUUUUGCAAAGCACAAAGUCGCAGGAGCUCUCGCUGAGACUCUUCACUCAGGGGUUUUCCGCACCACACGCAUCUGAAAUCUGUUUGUUGUUUCUUUUGUUUCUUUCUUACUUUCUUUCUUUCUUUCUUUCUCUUAAGUGCUAUUUAACAAGUGUAUUUUAAAGGACAAAAAAAAGAUGUGUAGUUUCUUUGCAUUUUGGCUUAUGUCAAGUUUUUUGGAAAUGUAUGUGUUUUAUCUAACGUGCCGUAACAAAAGCUUGUCGUCUGUAGAUUAAUAUCAUUUUGUUUGAUUCUAAAAAGAUUUAAAUAGUUUUAAGUAUUGUCUUGAGAAAAGCCAAAGUCAAUGCAUUUCAGUGGAUUAUGUAAGCGUGAUACAUGUUUGUUUGACAACACUUUGGAAAUCUGUCAUUGGAUGGGAAUUUAAAAAGUACAAAAAAAGCAGGCUUUCCUAUUUCUAUCACUGAUUGUACUUAUGCCUUUUGUACCAGUGGAACUUUUUAUACUGGCAAUUAAAGGAAAAAAAAAAACAAAACAAAAAAAAACAAUUUCUGACAGGCUGCGCGGCCCCAGCCAGGGGCCGUCAGCGACUGGUUCCCGAGUUUGAUUUCUAGUUGGCGUCCAGAAUGUUAGGUUUUGAUAUAAAGAUUUUUUAGGAGAACUUUGGCUUGGUAUCUUUAGCCUCCUCUUCUUUGUUCUUCUUCACAUCAAUAUUUGCUUUCCUUGCUUUCUUCUGUUCGUUUUUUCCUUUUUCGGAAAGAGGGUCGAGGAGUUUCCUUUUGGCUUAUAAAUACGUAAUACGGUUUUGUCUUUACAAAGAGUCUUUACAACAGCGGUAAGUUUCAUUUAGUUAAGUAUUGUGCAGUCACCAUGAUAAAGACGAUUAGACGACUUAGAAGUAUUUAGUCACCUUCAGUGGAUAAAUGUAUUAGUUUGACAAACAAGAUAAAAGUAAUUUGAGGACUUUGCUUUUAGCUGUUUAGAUUUUUCUGGUUUCUCUGUCUUUGCUGUUAACCUAACUGUGUAGCUGGAACAGUCAGACUUAUUUUUGUAAAUGUAUGUUCUUGUGUGAUGCAGUUUUUUGCCUCUGUCUCCGAUAUUAAACCAUUUUUCCUAA
Danio aesculapii is the source of this 7053-nucleotide messenger RNA. RefSeq names its product cugbp, Elav-like family member 2 (gene celf2). The transcript has 14 exons. Gene Ontology annotation, molecular function: mRNA 3'-UTR binding. NCBI's taxonomy places the organism in Eukaryota, Metazoa, Chordata, Actinopteri, Cypriniformes, Danionidae. Gene Ontology annotation, biological process: regulation of alternative mRNA splicing, via spliceosome; mRNA splice site recognition. Gene Ontology annotation, cellular component: nucleus; cytoplasm; ribonucleoprotein complex. Bases 256 to 1872 code for a protein of 538 amino acids. The record is from RefSeq and is a predicted model, not a curated record.